Molecule: messenger RNA, 7692 nt
Organism: Blastomyces gilchristii SLH14081
Lineage: Eukaryota; Fungi; Ascomycota; Eurotiomycetes; Onygenales; Ajellomycetaceae
Product: choline-sulfatase
Exons: 4
Coding region: 3722-5518 (598 amino acids)
Molecular function (GO): sulfuric ester hydrolase activity
Source: RefSeq, a predicted model, not a curated record
UAUGCACAUAGAUUUUAUAUUAUUAAUGCGGAUUGGUUGUGCUUGGGAAUCUAUGGUGGCUCUAGAACUCAUACCUCCCUUAUUUUUACCCCUUCGACCCGUCACUAGUUAGAUUUUCACUAAAUUCCCAGCGGCUUACGGCUUACUUGCCAUAAAGCGAGCGAAUCUUUUCACGGUUCAUAAACCCAAGAUAUUCAUACUAUGCUCAACGCUACAUUCUCCUCUAACCUCUCUAUACCAUUUCGUUUCCCAGCUAUGAUCAUAGCUGUCAUAUAUUUUACACCAUAUGUCCCAAAUAACUAGACUCUACAUCAAACGCCUUAUUGUCCAAUCUAGAUCAUGGACAUCCCCUUGGAGAAAGAUGACCAACUCGAAGCCUCCAAAACUUCACCAGGCCUCUAGCAAGCAAUCUGCGUGCAACCAACCAAGGACGAUGAUCCCGCCAACAAACGUCUGAAAGGUUUCUGAGUUCCCAGCCCGUUGGAACAGGCUCCAUGGGCUUCGCAGGAAGUGCCCAUAAACCCCAAAACCCAAACCCUAUAGAAUAAUGCACAUACCCUAUUCUCACGGAUAGGGACAAUGAAAGGAACUCAUAGAAUACCAACCUAGAGGAUUCUGUUAGAUAAGUGAACUAUAGUGCAUUCUGGUUAGCGGGCUAUUUUCCACUUUUUCUCCCCUCAGAAGAGAAUCCAAUCGUCCAGAUAUAGUUGUAGAAGUGGCCCACAUUCCCUGGAUCCUGGUCUACGAUGAUGCGUUCGCGUCGGCCUUUCUGCUAGCGGAUUGGAAGGGAACCUAUUAGAACACGCCCGCCAUAGCUCUCACAGAUUUUGCCUAGCUGUUCCGUAUCGCGUUGGUAUAUGGACAACCAACCGUGCGCUUUGAGCCAUGAUAUAUUAUGCUUGGAAAACUGGUGGUUACGCAAAGUACUUUGCCGCGGGAGAAUCGAGGCCGAAGUUGGUCCCCUCGGAUCACCUAGUUCCGUUUCCUUGAGCCUUAAGGGGGUAUCUUAAGGACAGUGUCGCCGACUGGCCUACACUAAAAACAAAGGAGAAACAAUCCGCAGUCGAACAGACUGCCUUUGUUGCAUUCGCCUUGGUGCGGGCUCCAGAAACCUGCCGUCCAACAUCGACGCGUGUCCCGUUAAAACACAUAUGUUCUCUAAAAGGGAGACGAAGGAAAAAUAGAGAAUAAUGAGCCAAACGACUAGGUCGAACAUCAAAUCAAUCUGGCCAUUGCCAUUGAAAACAAUGUUGCAUGCGUUUCAUUGCAUAGACAUGUUCCACAGCACCGGGUGUAACACCAGAUAAGCUAUAUCAAAGAAGGGGGAUGGGGGACAGACAUUAGCAGUGGAUAGGAAAUUUUUAUGCCAUUGGUAGCAGGACAAGGCCCGCCAAUUUCGUGGGAUUGCUUUCCCAAAUCUUCGAGACGACUAUUGACCACUAAGGACACCAAGGCGAUGCAUAUCCCGUAUGUCAAAAUGUGGAAUUUCCAUAUACAGACAAUUUGCCGAUUGCCUCACAAUAUUUUAGCUGGAGAAGCCCCAGCUUUCACUCAGUCUCACCACGAAUGCAAAGCUCGGGAUAUGUUUUUAUUUCAUCUGUGACCAAUCCCGAAAGAAGCCGUGAUUCAAACAUACCGGCCACAAUCCAAGAAUUGGAGCCGGUUCCAUUUUCAACACGCAAAAGAUGUCAGAUAGUAUUUAAGCCAGGACUGGACGACAAUAUUCACUGAUUGCGGAAGGGCGCCCUUUUCGAAAUCGAGAAACGAGUUUGACGGACACCCUCCAAUAAAGAAUAUCCCCGGUUUUGACGCUGUAAACACGCCAGAGACUCGCAUCGGUAACCACACUAGAAGCUAAAAUUCAGCUUCAAGCCGGGAUCUUAUGUAUAACCAGAGCAAUGCCGCAGCAAACAUGUUGGGGAUCGAUGCCCAGCUGCCGAAAUAUGCGUGGCCAUUCAGCAGUAUCAAAGUAGAAUUAUAUUAAGCCCCCCCACAACAGCAGGACUUGCCACUCGUACAGCGAAGGGAAUUUUCAACAACGCCAUCUUAUCAGUCUAUCACCCAUCUCUGCGCCAUGAUUGGCACGGAUCCUCGCACUGAAAGCGGAAUCAGUUCGUUGCCUUCAAUAAUUGAGGGGCAAUGGAAUGGAGCAAUGUCAACUGACAUUAUGAUUCAGCCGCAUCCGCAGUUCCAUCCGUUGGACGGCACACAUUGCCCAAAAACUUGAAGAAAUAGACUAUUAGGUAAUAGGAAACUGAUAUCUUGCCGGGUCUGGACAGUCGGGCGAUGGCAAGAGGUGCUGGACAGUACAAAUGUGUCUAGCGUAUGUGGGGAAGCGUCCAUGGCAGUGUAAGGAAUUGCAUACUUGUCUGGAACAAGUAUGUGCGAAAGGAGAACUCGACUGGAGCACACCAAGCUGAGCCCUUUGCUACGAGAAACGGUCCUUCGCAGGCUGGUUCGUUCGGUGCCGCAAACACGAUAGAAAAAUCGCAGGUCCACAGUCUUCAGGAGAAAUGGAAGCUCCAGGCUGCAUGUUUUGGUAUUACGGUAACUCUCCGCCUAGACAUGUGCGCUGGCCGUAUUGAAUACGCGCCAAGCUUAUUUCCGACCAAGCCCUAACCCUAACUGCAUCCCGACCCCUGGAGAUCGCAUCUUUUUGCUUUUUCUGGCCUCUUAAAUCAACCGACUGAUAAGCUUAUGAGACAGACUAUCACUGCCGCUAGUUAACCAGUUUUGCCCUUCUCCUUGUGGGUUUGGGUUUAUGGCUCCCACUAGCCCCGAAAAAUUGGUUGGAUUUGGACCGUGGCCCAUCUAGGUGACAUCAGAAAGCGCGGGAAAGAAACCAUGGGCCCAAUGCAGCGUUGGGUGCGAUGAUAGGUGGGCCAAACCCGAGAAACUGCUCAAGAAUCGGGCGAUUGGAGUUUCCAAGGUUGGUCCAAGGGUGGAGGCGAGAUGCGUAAUGCGGAAAAAGGGAGCCCUGGAAUAUGCGAGGACAAGAUCUGCUGGCAACUUUUUCAGAGAUGCAACACACACCUCUUAACUAUACAUACCUAGUUACGACUUAAAUGGACGGGAACUCUCAACUCGAGUACGGACUUGCCGAAACAGCAGCAAACAUAGGAAUUGCAAUUAUUGCAAGGCAGGCAGCAUACAUAAUAACUGAUCCAGGAGAUUGAAACGCCGCACUGCACUGUCGCAAACCAGGCCCGUCAGCACGCAAUCGCGGACUGGCGGUGAAUCUGCUGCACCUUAAUAACUUAUUAUUAUCAACUGGACAGGACUCAAUUUUUUGAUCCACGGAAAUAAUCUAGUUGAGCGCAAAAUAAUAGCCCAGCCAUCUUUCGGUCCCAUGACUCCCAUCUAUGUGGGACGGUUUUGCUCUGGAUGAUUGAAGAGCAAUUACGCAGCGUAUGGGAAAAAGUUUCCCCACAUUCACAUCCGACUCUUGUUCUUGUACUAGAAAAAUGUGUGGCCUCCAGUUUUGGUUCAUAAAUGGCGAAACCUGGCCACCGGGAAGAUUUUUCAUCUACUUCUUUACUCUCUUUUCCUUUCAUUCUCUCUUUUCCUCCAAGAAGCGUAGGUUCAUAUCACCUACCUCUAUUUAAUUAUAAUACUUCAAAGCCCUGCCUCAUUCGUUCUAUCUGCUCCCUAUUCCUGUCACAUCAUUAUCCAAGAAAGUCAAUCACUGUUAAAAAGAAAGGCACGCGACACAUCUCUCAUCAUGACUGACCGCAAGAAACCAAACAUUCUCUACAUCAUGGCGGACCAGAUGGCCGCUCCUCUUCUUUCCCUAUACGACAAAAACUCCCCGAUAAAGACACCCAACCUUGACCGUCUCGCGCGUGAAGGCGUCUGCUUCGAAUCUGCAUACUGCAAUUCGCCACUUUGUGCCCCAUCUCGCUUCACCAUGGUGACUGGGCAGUUACCAUCUAAGAUCGGAGGCUAUGACAAUGCAAGCGACUUGUCAGCGGAUACCCCUACUUACGCACACUACUUGCGCAAGGAGGGGUACCAUACUGCGCUGGCGGGGAAAAUGCAUUUCGCGGGACCGGAUCAGUUGCAUGGAUACGAGCAACGCCUGACGAGCGAUAUAUACCCAGGAGAUUAUGGAUGGACUGUUAAUUGGGAUGAGCCUGAGGUUCGCCUGGAUUGGUACCAUGACAUGUCCUCGGUGAUGCAAGCUGGACCCUGCGUCCGCACAAAUCAGCUUGAUUACGACGAUGAGGUGAUUUACAAGUCAACCCAAUAUCUGUAUGACCACGCUCGCCACCGGCGUGACCAGCCGUUUUGCCUCACGGUUUCCAUGACCCACCCUCACGACCCAUACGCCAUGACUAAGGAGUACUGGGACCUAUACGAAGAUGUGGAAAUCCCUCUUCCCAAAACCUCAGCCCUACCACACGACAAGCAGGACCCACACUCCCAGCGGGUGCUAAAGUGCAUUGAUCUCCUCGGCAAGGAAAUCCCCGAAGAGCGCAUUCUAGCUGCGCGCCGAGCAUAUUUCGCCGCCUGCUCAUAUGUGGAUGCGCAGGUUGGCAAGUUGAUGGCAACCCUGAAGGCUUGCGAGCUUGAUGAUAACACGAUCGUCGUCUUCACGGGCGACCACGGUGACAUGCUUGGUGAGCGGGGCCUGUGGUAUAAGAUGGUAUGGUACGAACAUGCCGCUCGAGUGCCAAUGUUUGUCCACGCGCCGGGCCGCUACAAGCCAAGGCGCGUCAAGGAGAACGUCUCCACCAUGGAUUUACUCCCUACCUUCGUAGCAAUGACCGGUGGCGAAAUGAACACCGAUCUCCCCAUUGACGGCGUCUCGCUGAUGCCCUACAUCCUUGACGAGGGCUCGCCCGAGGCAGUUUCCGGCGUGAAAACCGACACCGUUAUCGGCGAGUACAUGGCUGAAGGUACCCUCGCGCCGGUUGUUAUGAUCCGGCGGGGUCCAUGGAAGUUCGUAUACUCACCCAUCGAUCCGCCAAUGCUCUAUAACGUUGAGAACGACCCAACCGAGUCAAACAAUCUUGCGGCUGGUCUUGAAAUACCAACAACAAAGCCGCAACUCGAAAAGUCUCUCCCAACAGGACCUGCUGCACCACCAACACCGCGUGUUUCGCCACUACCAGACACACUCAACGUCCCCUUCUUCUCCAACCACAAGGUCAACCCAGCACAGGUCCUGACACCUCCACGUACACCAACCCCAAGCGCUACCCCCGCGGGCGGGCUCACCAGCCCAUCCCAAACCGACAUCCAAGCACUCCUCUCCGCCUUCAUCUCCGAAGCCCAUUCGCGCUGGGACUUCGAAGCACUGCGGGCGCAGGUUCUGCACUCACAGCGGCGCCGACGGCUUGUCUACUCAGCCCUAGUGAAGGGGCAGUUCACGCCAUGGGAUUACUCGCCCGUCACCGAUGGCAGUGCGCAGUUUAUCCGCAACAAUGGCAAGGGGGCGUUGGGAGAUGUCGAGCUGCUCAGCAGGUACCCGCGCGUUAUGCAGUGGGGUGGAAACGGGGCCCGGAACGGCGUGUAGAGAAGACGCCUUGGAGGGAAGGUUUUGGGGGGGGAUAAGGUGGUGAGUUUUAAGUGAGUGUGCGGUUUUUAUGUGUUGGAGCGUAUUUUAUAUAUCUCACUAUAUAUAUUGUUCGAAAAUCGAACUCUACGAACGACGCCCGCCUAGUUUGCCAGAAAAGCCAAGGGAACCCGACAAAAAGGAAACGAAGAACGAAAAAUGGAAAAGAUACGAGGCCUAGAGCCCAUCUCAGGUUGGUGGACGAGGUGAUAGUGAUAUGAUACAUAUCAGACAAGUUGGUCUAUGAGGAUAUGAGGCCAGGGUUUCUAGGUACGUACAAAAGACCUUUGUUCAUAAAAACAAAUCACCAUCACGUCUCAUCCCCGGGUAACUGUAUCGUAUAUAUAUGGGCCAUUCCAUAUAUGCCGUACGUAUGUGUGUUUGUUUAUUUACAACACCACGGGAAAGCAUACCCCCGCGCCCGUACAAACAAGGUGGGGGAAAGGGGAUCUAUGAGAUAAGAGACUGUUUUCCUGUGUAGUCUGACAACAUAUAUACAUAUAUAUAUAUAUAUACAUUGAUAUAUAUAGCUAUUUACAUAUACAUGUCCUGCACGUGUAUAUGUAUAAAAACACGCGUCUCGAUAAUAUGACUAACGGAAUAGACAAGUGUAGCGAUUUGAGGUAUAGAUAAACUAUAUACAUAUAUAUAUUCGUAUAUUAUGAUUUGAACCGGGAGGAAAUAACGAAAGAUUGAACCCGGAUCAAACCCUCCCCUAACGAAAUUGAACAGAAAGCUUCUCCAUUGACUUUUUAUUUUCCUUCUCUAACAUGCUUUCCGCCGCUUAAGCCGCCCAUGCUUUUUACCGCCGAAUUAUCGUUGCCGUUUUUCCCUCCCCCUUCUAAACAGAAUGUUCCGUUGUUUCCCACGAUAUUCCUUCCUCAAGCGACUCCUGGUUAUCGGACAUGGUUUGGUUGCGCCGUCUAUCCUUGCCUCGGAAUUUAGUUAAACAGUAUACAGUAUAAUAAAUAGUUUUUUCAUUCGAAUCUAGAUCCAUUAAACAGGGGGUGAAAAGUAGAGAGAUGUAAAAUUAUCUAUAUAAUCUCUACACAACAACCCUCACGAGGGCAGAGAGUAUGAAACCCUUAGGCAGUUACUUUAUAUGUAUGGUACGACUAUUUCCACAAACUCGCUGAAAAUCCGAAGCUGCUAUUAUUUCAGUUUAUCCCCUCUUACUUUCUUGAACAAAACCUUCGCCAUCUUCUCCUCCCGCCAAUACCAAACAGUCGCCGCCGUUGCCCCAGGUCCAACAGCAACAGUACCCAUCAUAAUGGCCCCAACCGCCACGCCUAUGUUAACCCGUGCCCUGCCAACACGAUUCAUAUCCCACACGGCUAGAACGCACCAGACCGUUGUAGCGAUCCAGAAGACCCCAAAGUCCACAAGCCAGAGGGUGCGGGUACGCGUCUCAGGCACAGAGGGAAGUUCCAAACUGCCGAUGGCGAGUGGGAUGAAGAUAUCCACGAUGGAUAUGCCUGGAUAACUAGGCGCGAGCGCCGCGGAGAGGGUAAAGAAAUGUGUUAACGCGGCAACAUUGAAGACCAAAAGGUAGACGCGGUUCAGGAAUGGAAGGUCUGGCAUGGGUUUAUCUGCCGGUGGAGUUCGAGGGCUGUCCGGGUAGCCUUUGGCGUAUACUGUGGAAAGAAGGCUGAGGAUGAUGUUGACGUAUAUAGGGGCUGGUUUCCAGAUUAGGGACAUGACUUCAGCGAGGCGGCGGCCCGAGUAUCCGUGAUAUGAAAAUAAGAGGGUAGGUAGGAGGUAGCCGAGUAGGAGUGCUGGGAGCAGUGCCUUCGCGUAGGAUGUUGGAACUUGACGGGAGACUGGCCACCAGUAAUUCGUGUUUGAUGAUGUUAGAAUGUAUGCUAUAUAGUACAGGGGCCCAAUAAUGGCAAUGCCAAAGACUUGAUAUAGGAUGGCCCAAAAGCUUGUGCUAAAAGAUAUUAAAUGUUAGUUAACACUGUUGUACAGCAGCAGAGAAACGACUCAGGGGUAACUCACAAGAUGCAGAAUACAUUGACUAGGUGCAAGCAUCCUGUUGACAGUUUCAUGACGUGGAAGGGAACUGGACAGAGCUUUAUAAAGGAACUCGAUUCCUAAGGACGGAACCAUGUUGGCAUUUUCAACCGAGCCUGACG